Messenger RNA from Iphiclides podalirius (scarce swallowtail), 219 nucleotides. The record is from the annotation of a GenBank genome assembly. Lineage: Eukaryota; Metazoa; Arthropoda; Insecta; Lepidoptera; Papilionidae.
AUGAUGCAAAACUUCCGCCUGCCAGUUAUUGCUCUAAUCACAUUGUUGCUAUUGGCUGUGCAGUGCGAUUCCCGGAAUUUGUACAGAAGACAAAGCAACGGCAAACAGACCUGCAUGAACAUUUCCUUGUGCAAUUUCUACUACCCUUAUCCAUAUUAUUACUAUCCAUACACAUAUUAUUAUCCAUAUCCAUAUUUUUAUUACCCCUACGUUUACGGC